GUGUCCUCUCCCCCUUCACUUGUUAGAGGGCUGGCCACAAGGAGGAGGGGGAUUAAUACUUUGUCUGCUCUUCAUCCAAACACUUGAUAGCAGAAUUCCAGACUGAAGGACGACUACGUAAAAAGAGACUUGCAUGUGAAACUUUUGGAGAUGGCGCAUACACCUUAUUACCUGCUCGUUUUCUGCUUGGUCUCUUGUAUAAAGGGAGGACUUGCUCAGAAUUCAACUCUGACACCAAACCUACCAAACUCUUCAGCAUGGCCGGCUGGCUGUGGUCAGGAUGUCAAAUCUAUUUACUUUGCUCUUUGUGAUCUUACAGCUGCCUGGGGUAUUGUCCUUGAAGCAGUGACCUCGUUAGGCAUUCUAUGUACAAUAGUCUUAGGAUUUAUUUUUGUGGCACUUGCCCCUUCAGUCUCUCAGGAUGCACGCAAGGGUACCCUAGCCCUUAACUUUCUGUUUAUAUUCGGGGUCUUGGGCUUAUUUUCUUUAGUUUUUGCAUUUAUCAUUGCACCCAGUCCCACAAUCUGCAUAGUUCGAAGGUUUUUGUUUGGCGUUUUAUUUGCCCAGUGCUUUGCAUGUCUGGUAGCACAUUCGGUCAGGCUCAACUACCUGGCUCUUCAGAACAGAGGUCCAGGUGGUUGCAUGGUGUUUCUGCUUGCAAUUGGACUUUUCUUGGUAGAAGCCGUGAUUAACGUGGAAUGGCUCCUCAUUACUGAUGUGCGUCAAACACUCCAAAAUACCGAGCCAUGUAACAUAACCAACCAAGAUUUCGUGACAGCUUUAGUCUAUGUCAUGUUCCUCAUUGUAGCAUCGUUGGUAAUCCCUUGCCCGGUGCUUUGUGGACACUACUUACAAUGGAAACGUCAUGGAAGACACAUUGUAUUGACAGCAUUUUUAUCACUUCUCAUCUGGGUAGCAUGGAUUGUAAUGUACCUUUAUGGAAAUGAGAAGCUAGACCACUCAUCAUGGGAUGACCCAGUACUGGCCAUUGCUUUGGCAUCAAAUGGAUGGGUUUUUGUCAUGUUUUAUAUUAUUCCACAGUUAAUGGAAAUGACAAGAUCUGGAUACAAAUAUGAAGAUGAUACCCUUAACAUAAUGAAGAGACUUUCUGAUGCCACACAGUCCAUAGUCCUGGAAAACAGAGCAUUCUCUAUGGAUAAUCUAGAUGCAGCUGGGCCUGUCAACUCUUGGCAUGAACAAGACAAACCAGUUUCUCCGUACAGUAAUUUUACUGGACUGUAUCCCACUCUACCUCUGCAACCUAGGGACAUGGAAACUGUAAGCCAUAUACCAAUACAUCUACCACGGAUUUCAAAGGAACCUUGGCGUUACCAUCUGUGAUACAUUGACACUUGAGAUACAUUGACAGUAUAGAGCUACAGACGAGAAGGCCACUCCAUCAUCUCAUGCUAUAGAAGAGUUCACUCUGAUAAACUGCAGAAAAAGACUUGUAGGUGUAACCAAGGAUCAAUCCAGACAUAAUGAACUUUAAUACACAUUUUUCUAUCCAUUCUUUCCAGGGAUAUGAAUAUUUGAUAGGACUGCAUUACAUUUUAAUCAUUGUUACUGUGAUGUACUAUUUUUUACUUGCCGUCCCCCGGAGCCUUCAUUAACCAAACUGGUAACAAUUCAGAAGAACAAACGUUUACUGACUGCACACAACGCAGCAAACAUCCAGUCAUUUCUGGUCACUGACCUGGGAGGUGUUGAAUUAAAUGCACUGGCACUAAAGUUACCACUUAUAUUGGUGGAGUGCAAAGUCAAUCAACUGUCUCAUAUGCUGACGAUCCAGUGAUGUGAUUACCAUCUUGUUAAUCAGCUGUCUUUCAAUUUAACGCUAAAAGUCUACAAAGUAGAUUUUUGAAUAUUGAUUGUUUUCUUGUCUUGUGAAUAAAGGUGGAUUUAGAUGAUCCAAUAAUCGUCCAGAUUAUCGGGAACGACCAUUCCUGCGAACCUUAUUCCCGAUAACCUGGCCAUCUAAAUGUGCCGCUGAUCACCCGAUGAACAUGCAAAACAGCGAUCUGCUGACCAGAAACAAUGAUUCUGUAUGAAUUCUGGUCUCUUUCACUGUGCGAGCAGCCAACUGUCAGGAAGAAACGCUUCCUUCCCAACAUUCGGCCACUCCAUUGACCUAUCUAAACCCUCCUUAAGCGUGAUGAGCUUUAAUGUAAUCAUUUGUAAUUGUGUUAUUUUUCAUGUACAAUGACUACUCCACCCUGAUUUAUCUAAUGGGAAGGUCACUCCAUAUACAGUGCCCUUAAAGAUUUAUUUUCUUUUUGCACAUUUGUCACACUUAAAUGUUUCAGAUUAUGAAACAAAUUUGAAUAUCAGACAAAGAUAACCUAAGUAAAUAAAAAAAAUGCAGUUUUCAUAUGAUGAUUUCAUUUAUUAAGGGAAAAAAGCUAUCCAAACCAACCUGGCCCUAUGUGAAAAAGUACUUG
Bufo bufo (common toad) is the source of this 2441-nucleotide messenger RNA. Its product is annotated as G-protein coupled receptor family C group 5 member C-like. NCBI's taxonomy places the organism in Eukaryota, Metazoa, Chordata, Amphibia, Anura, Bufonidae. The coding region runs from base 151 to 1341 and encodes 396 amino acids. The record is from RefSeq and is a predicted model, not a curated record. Gene Ontology annotation, cellular component: extracellular exosome; signaling receptor complex; plasma membrane. Gene Ontology annotation, molecular function: protein kinase activator activity; G protein-coupled receptor activity. The transcript is spliced from 4 exons. Gene Ontology annotation, biological process: G protein-coupled receptor signaling pathway.